UCGCUUAGACACUCCUCGCUGUUUCCGUUUAGACUCAUCCGGGUGCCUUUGCAUGCUCGCUGCUUUCGACGAGAUUUCUCGGGCACAUCCUCAUACUCGUGGCUGUUUUGGGGCAGUGUGAGUGAACACUAUCUCCACCAUGACUGACACCUAUGAUGUUCAUGUUCAAGAAAAAAGACACAUGUUACCAGAUGAAUGGGUUGAUCGAUGGAAGGAUGGAAGAAUUGGAUUUCAUCAAGAUAUUGUCCACGAGUUACUUAAAAAAUAUCUUGAAAAAAUUCUGAAUGGAAGGAAAGGAAUUCGAUUCUUUUUUCCUCUUUGUGGAAAAGCUGUUGACAUGAAAUGGUUGGCAGACUUGGGUCAUACAGUAUUUGGAGUAGAUGUAAGCGAGAUUGGGAUUAAAGCUUUCUUCAGUGAGCAAAAUAUUCCCUACACAGAAGAGCCAGUGGGUACAAUACCAGGGGCCAAAUUAUUUAAGAGCACAGAUGGAAAAAUCUUUUUGUAUAAUUGCAACUUAUAUGACUUUACCAGCUCUGUUGCUGGGCGCUUUGAUGGGAUAUGGGACAGAGGCUCCUUGGUUGCUAUUAAUCCUUCUGACAGGCAACGCUAUGCUGCCCUGAUCAUCUCUCUAAUGGACACUGACUGUCGCUACCUUUUGGAUACUUUUCUGUACAAUCCAAAUCUUUAUAGUGGACCACCAUUCUUUGUUCCAGAUGAAACAGUACAAGAUUUAUUUGGUGAAAUGUGUUCCAUUCAGCUGUUGGAUAGUGUUGAUGCUCUAUCUGAAAAGCAAAAUAACUGGGGUAUUGAUUCUUUAACCGAAAAGGUGCAUCUGCUGACCUUAAAGAAAAGCUCUUCAUAAUCAGGCUAUGUGUUAUAUAUACAACUAGCAAAAUACCCGCGCUUCGCAGCGGUGAAUUACUGCAUUCAAAUUUUUAUUAA
Molecule: messenger RNA, 942 nt
Organism: Polypterus senegalus (gray bichir)
Lineage: Eukaryota; Metazoa; Chordata; Cladistia; Polypteriformes; Polypteridae
Product: probable thiopurine S-methyltransferase
Exons: 9
Coding region: 140-862 (240 amino acids)
Molecular function (GO): thiopurine S-methyltransferase activity
Source: RefSeq, a predicted model, not a curated record